AUGGCUUCCACCGAUCCUCCGAGCUCGACUUCUGGUAUUACUCCAAACAUUGACAGUUUUCAACGGCCUAGUUGGCCAACAACCGGUCUUCCGGUCUUAUCGCGAGAUGAGAGCCCCUGGGAAGAGCUAGGCAAGGCUUUCGACAUCGACCUUAGCCCGGAUAACAUACGCAGCGAUGACAGAGACGCUUCUGAUGAUUUGAAUAAGCUUAGCACUCGAAAUAUACCCGAGGAAAAGGCAACAGACUCGCAGCCGAUGAGAUAUUCAGCGCCCCCUGGUGGUUAUGAUCACCUCUCCGUGAAUCCCCUGCCAAAGCUACCAUUCCGCAAGUGGGUGAGAUCUCUCAAGCGACGAAACAGCCUGAGUGAAGGAGGAGAAACAUAUACCGGUGAUGAGAGAUGCAAAUAUCCCGAGCCUAGCAACCCAUUCCGACGUGUCAUCCAUCGCAGAUUCAGGCAUCGAUUUCCAUCUUCGGGGUCCUCCUUGGGCUUCAUAACUGCUGUACAGAGCGCCAGUACGAGCCUUAUUACCGCGAGCGCCGCAGCACCCUCGCGUCGGCGCCAUGGCCGGUCGCGUGCAGAGCGCAGCAGUCGAGCUUCUCUUUCUACUCCUCGAGUGUCUAAGGACGUUGGGCCGUUGGAGAGAGCUGAGGAGGAUUUAACUGCAACUCAGCGUGCAUUCGAACGUCGACAGAUAUUGGAGGAGCUCAUCAGGACAGAGGAGAAUUACAUUGGCGACAUCCGUUUCCUUAUGAAUACCUACGUCAAUAUGCUUGCCGCUCUUCCUUCCCUGUCUAAGCAGCUACGAUCGUCGACUAAUCGAAAUUUGCACCACAUUCUUCAAUUACACGACGAAAUCUUGGGUGACCUUCACCGCGUGGUCCCCUUCUCCGAGUAUUCUCAAUUUGACCACCCCGUGCUCAGGAAAAGCGGUCGAAAUCGAUCACGGGGUUUGAACGCGCUCCCUGAGUGUGGUGUCAACCUACAAACACUCGAUAAUGUACCUGGGAUGCUCACUGACCCCCAAGUUGCGGCGGAGGUUGCCAAGGUUUUCAGCAAAAAGACGCACGAAUUCUUCAUUUAUAAAGAGUACGGCGCAAAGUUCGAGAUGAUGAGAAGAGACAUUGCAGCGGCACACGAGGGUUUCCCCGAAUGGGAGGUUCACCAAAAGGGGGUCGAGGCUCUGGGCUUCUCCGUUGGAUCCCCCAAGGGUCAGGAGGGAGGGUCUAACAAGGCCCUCACCGUUAAUGACCUUCUCAUCAAGCCUAUCCAGAGAAUCUGCAGAUAUCCCCUCCUGUUUGCAGAGCUUCUCAAGCAUACACCAGUACUUGACUGUCCCAACUCCCACAUGGAGGUUGAAACAGCUUUGGCGAGGCUUCGGGAAGCAACAAUUGAGAUCAACAACUCGGCCACGAACCAAGACAUGAAAACGACACUAGAGAAGACUUGGCUAUUACAGGAUCGUCUGGUUUUCCCCGACAGGAGGCUUGAUGCGGAUUCAAAGAAUCAGAUUCGUGCCUUUGGCCACAUCCAGUUGUGCGGUGCACUUCAUGUUUGUUGGGAGACCGAGGCCGGAGUCGAAGGUCAGUAUAUGAUCUGCUUGUUGUACAAAGAUGUCCUCUGCCUUGCUUCAGGGGGGAAGUCCGAUCCGAUAUACACAAUUUUGGCCUGCAUUGAUCUGCGCAGUGCAAAGGUUGAGGAUGUCGACAAAGGAGGAGGCUUGCGAUGUCACUUGGCUCCUUUCUCUUGGAAGCUGGUCUUUGAAGGUCAGCACGAGUUGUAUGAGCUGGUCAUGACAGCUUGCAGUCCAAAUGAAGAGACUGAAUGGCGAAGUCGAUUACAACGGAGUCGAGAAUUAGAGCAAUCGGAGAAACCAUCAGUGCUAUACAACUUCCUCUCCUUUGACAUGAAGAGCUUGGGUGCCAUCUUUAGACGACCAGGUGUGUACUCUUGUCGCCUUGCCGUGGGCUUCUAA
Molecule: messenger RNA, 1974 nt
Organism: Fusarium keratoplasticum
Lineage: Eukaryota; Fungi; Ascomycota; Sordariomycetes; Hypocreales; Nectriaceae
Product: DH domain-containing protein
Exons: 6
Coding region: 1-1974 (657 amino acids)
Biological process (GO): regulation of GTPase activity
Cellular component (GO): cytoplasm
Molecular function (GO): guanyl-nucleotide exchange factor activity
Source: RefSeq, a predicted model, not a curated record